GUCGAACUGAAUGAGACUUGCCCUUCCUGCGCCCGCCACGCUUCGCGGGAGAGAUCGAGGCGCCUAGAUCACUGUUUCCGUCUCGUCCCGACCGUGACUACGACGCGAGGUCAACUCGAGUUUAGGCAUUAUUUCAGAGAACCUUGUGUUCCAGCGGAGAUGAUGCAGCACGAGAGCGACGCCAAGGGCUGUUCAAACAUGUGUGAAAGACACAGGGAUGAGGAUGUGAGAAUCAGCUGCGCAGAUGCGGAUGCGGAUCUGCGUCAAACGGAAGCGUGGAUCUCUGCGAGACGACCCCGUACACCUUGGGCCCCCGAUCCUGCACGGAGUGAAGUUGCUAUUGCGCUCCUCCUUAGAGCCCAUGUCGCUGGUGUGCGCUUUCUGCGGCCUUCCGGUCUACGUGUGCAACCGCACGGUGUCAUAAUAGCGUGAUAUAGGAGAUGUGCUGGAGUGGCAGGUAAGCCCAGAUCGACUACAAUUUCCCGCCGGUGUGGACUUGAGAUGCCGUGACAGUAGGCCCCAGGCAUUCUCUGCGCAACGCGCGAGGAUCCGAGGUCGGAGGUCGACAGGCAAGCACCCGUAAAGUGCUACCCUCUUUCGAUUUGGAGAGCGCGCUGGCGUAGUUCAAAGAUCAAGGACGCCCGACUAUCGUGCUUCGAACAUGCAUUAGGCUGCAUAUGGGUGCGCGAUCAUCGUCGGUGCGGCUGAGACAGAUAGAGGCAACGACGUGAUGCAUGCGCCGCACCGAAUAUCGGACAUGCCUCAAUGAUAUCCCGCCGACCAACGACACAAGCAACUAUUCAGGUAAACGGGAGUAGUUUGGUUCGCCGUGCGAGCCCAGAAAGGUAUAUUGGAUGUCUGGCCGUGAUGAUAGGGUUCUUGACCCGCCCCUGCGUAGUAUUCAACAUACUAAUGAAGAUAAAUUAGCUUAAGCCUGGAAGCUGAGGAGAUAUCUCGUACGACCACGGCGAAAAAUAAAUCUUAACGGAGCCGAUUGGGUGAACCAACCCCGAUGUCUCAGGCUCUGCGAGCUCCAGUGCCAAGUCGCAGCCGACAACCCCGAAGGGAAAUACAACGGUACAGGGGACGCGCUUGUCCAUGUUAGCACCGCCAUCACGGACGUUCUAAAAAAACCGUCACCACUGCGCUGUCACGAGUGCCCCAGCGGAUCCGUUACGAACCGGCACCCGAGCAACGAGCCUUCGUGGUGCGCCGGGUGCUGCGAUGAGCCUCAACGCGAGGAGCCUGAGAAGAGUGACACAUCAUUUUCCAACUCUGAUCAAGGAAAAACGUUGUCUGCUCACGACAUACGCACGUACGGGCGUGAAUCAAGAUCUGCAAUUCGCUCCUACGGAAAGUGAAGCUUUGCGUGUAGACU
This is a messenger RNA of Phanerochaete carnosa HHB-10118-sp, 1378 nucleotides long. RefSeq lists its product as uncharacterized. NCBI's taxonomy places the organism in Eukaryota, Fungi, Basidiomycota, Agaricomycetes, Polyporales, Phanerochaetaceae. Bases 160 to 432 code for a protein of 90 amino acids. The record is from RefSeq and is a predicted model, not a curated record. The transcript has a single exon.